This is a messenger RNA of Anthonomus grandis grandis, 935 nucleotides long. It is a transcript of the gene Scp2, whose product is annotated as calexcitin-2. The record is from RefSeq and is a predicted model, not a curated record. NCBI's taxonomy places the organism in Eukaryota, Metazoa, Arthropoda, Insecta, Coleoptera, Curculionidae. Bases 153 to 800 code for a protein of 215 amino acids. The transcript has 7 exons. Gene Ontology annotation, molecular function: calcium ion binding.
UUGGCGGAUCGCGGAGCGCAUUUAAGUGGCGAGACGCGUUUUCCGGGGAGGCGAUUUCGUCUGGGAAAAGUCGUACAAAACAGUGCUCGAGUAGUCAAUUGUUUUUUCUCUUAAAAGUUCUAUUAGAGGGUUUUCGGUUUUCCAUUAAGAACAUGGAAACCCUGAACUACGGAAAGGCGAUCCUGCGUGAGGUGAUGUCCCGCGUAAUGCCCAAACAGUUUUUGGUGGGGAACCGUUUGGCCAACAUGCCCAUCUCCGAGUUUCGCAAGAAGAAGCUCCUCUACGUCUUCAACGUGUUUUUCGAUGUGAAUCAGAGCGGUACGAUAGAUCGCAAGGACUUCGAGUUGGCCAUAGAGAAAAUUUGCACCCUAAGGGGCUGGCCGCAGGGGAGCGAGGAGUACAAGAGAACGUACGACAGCAUGAUCCAGAUAUGGGAGGGACUGAGACAGAAGGCCGACUCCAAUAAGGACGGACAAGUGAGCGUGGAGGAGUGGGCCACCAUGUGGGACGACUACUCCAAGAACCCGGAAAACGCCCUGGAGUGGCAGAACCAGUACCGGAAGUUCAUGUUCGACCUGGAGGACGCGAGCGGGGACGGCGGUAUCGAUAUCGACGAGUUCACCGCGGUCUGUUCCUGUUACGGUUUGGAAACUGGAGAGUGCCGGGAGGCUUUCGAGAAAAUGGCCGGGGGCAGGAACCUGGUCGACUAUCAACAGUUCCAGGCGCUCUGGCAGCAGUUUUUCAUGUCCGAGGACCAGUCCGAACCCGGAAACUUCAUCUUCGGCAAGACCAAGUUUUAGUGUGUAUGUAUGCUCGCAUAUCUUAUUAUGUAUUAUAGCCCAUAUUAUAUUCUGUAUACAAUAAUUAUUAUUACUAUAAUAUUAUGUAUGUAUGAUAGUCAAUUAUUCAUGAGUCAAUAAAGGAAAAACUGAUAA